UCUACUGCCAUCCAAGGAGCAAUGGCAGCGCCAACGGCAGCAUCGGCGGCAACCAGCAAUAUCGUGAACGCUCCCUAAGCGGCAGACACGAUGUGUCUUGCUCGUAGUCAGAGGCGAUAUAUGGUGAAUGUAGGCAAUUGGAAAGCUGCUGACGGAGAAAUAAUCCAUCGCCUUGUGGUACGGUUGCAUGGCGAUCACUCAUUGUCAACGAUGUUCUCGCCCGUCCACGCAUAAGAGAAGCAUCUCUUUCAGGAUGUGUGUGCAUGGUGGUGAGUGUGGAUGAGCGGGAAGUACUGGCGCGGCUGUUGCGACAAUGAAUAUAACAGCAGUGUGAUAAAGUCCGACGUGAUUUUGAUGAGAGAUCAAGACGAUCAGGUUACCUUCGACGAAGAAUGCUUCUGGGAGCCACAGCGAAGCCACACGUCCGAAAAGGAGGUGAUACUGAUUUGGAAAAAAGCGAAUUCAUCAACAUUACUGUGUACUGCAAUAACCUCUGGGGCUGCUGCCUCUAGACUUAGUAGUUUCCGGUGUAGCAUCUGUCGCACUGAUAGGUAGAGUAUGUGCGAUGAUUAUGAGGUCAGCUAUGGAGAGCAGCCCCUGUACUAUAGAUAGUCCUCGGCCUUAAGGAAACAGUUCAAAAGAAGAGAGAAGUGUUGAGUUCAGUGUUUUGUGUCAAUCGCGUGCGUAUGCGGGUGUAAAUGUUACGAUGCUAUUGUUGAUAUAUUAGCGUGAAAUGCUUCUGUAUCCCUUUUGCUCUAUCUGGAAGUGUCUGAAGACCCUGAUCCUAAAAAUGUGUAAUAUCACCUAAACAAUUAACAGGCUAAGGGGUGAUUAGAACCUACGUGAACGUCAGCGCUCAGUGUAACUCUGGAGGCAAAAAAAGCUAAUUUUGUACAGCUUAUUCACAGUUCUCGUACGGAGAACAGACUCGCCUUCUUGUACAAAUUUCAAACGGAAUCAGAUUACCUUUUGUUAGCAGCUGAUGAUCGGGGCAGCGACAACCUUGGCCUCCUCAAACUUUUCCGCCAUCAAUAGAAUCAGAACAGCAGCUGUGGUUCCGUCGUUCCCAAUUUACCGGACGAAUCGUUCUGCCUUAUCGAUAACAUCGGUGACAAGAGCCCCAGCAGUUUACGCGACUUCUGUUAGCGACUUUCCCAGCGGCCACAAUAAAAGCCGUGGUCGUCAUUCGUGCCGCAGUCGCACUUCGGAGUCGGUGUCAAUAAAGUUGACAACGGUGGCGUUCGACAACGUUUCGAAUUCAGGAUGUCGGGCAGAAUGGGUGAAUGGAGCCUUAAGCUUCCCUACGACGCAAAACCUAUUCGGUUACAGCCAUCGAUGAUCUUCGUAGGCCGCAGUGAGUGCGAUAUUCUUGUGAACUCAACGACCGUCGAUAAGCGGCAUGCGGUAAUCUAUUUCAAUCAACAUGACCAACAGUUCCACAUUAAGGACCUUAAUACACUUAGUGGUACCUACGUGAAUGGCAUUCGAAUACCGGAACAGUCAUACGUGAAACUGGAGCACGGAGACCAAAUCCGGUUUGGUUACCAUAAGCAGGCGUUCGAAAUGCAACUAUCCAGAGGUAACGAUGAGGUUGAUACGACCAGGUCUUCGACUGCUGCGGCCCCUGAAGCAGGUAUGGCUGCAACUCCUCUCGAGGACGACGACUCACUCAAUGAGUCGGACACGCUCGUCAUUUCAAACAACAGCGCAAUUCGCGGACAUCCGAUAGCACAGCAACAAAAUCAGAACACGCUAUUGCAACAACAGCGGCAGACGAGCCCAAUGAAAGGAUGCGACUCGCUGGAAGACGUCUCAAUGGGAAGCAUAGCUCCUCGGCCACCUACUCAGCGGGGUGAACUGCACAAAAAUCAUUCAGUACCCACUCUGGAAUCACCCGCGUCCCCCCUUUCGGAAAAUGUGUCAGGAGGCUUACUAAAGCGUGGAGCCCAUGUUCCGAGAGAUCUGUCACUUGUCGGAAUGGUGGCAUCGUAUCACGCGGCCCCAGUGCGUUCACCCAGCGAACCUCAAAUCGACAACCGUAUGGUCGCGUCGUCGCUCUGGGACCAGGAGGUAAAGCGAAGCCCCCAGCAAGCCACGGCUGGUGGCGACCGUGAACGUCAAAUCGGUGUCGGGGGUGUGAACAGCGGCGUAGUUGGGACUCGUAGGCCUGUAGCCAUGACAAUUCCGGCAGAUGGUCGAGAACCUUUCGUUACCUAUCCGGUUGGCCGAGGGGGGCUUAAUAAUCAUACGAGCAACAACAAUAAUGACGGAAGUGCGGUUAUGUUACAAAGUAACGGGACGCUACAUGUUGAAAAUACCUCUGGUGGAGGAGCAGGCGGAGCUGCCACCGGUGUCAACAAUGGAGCGGUUACUAGUCCUUUAGCACCCCCUUCUUUAAGGAAAAAGUCACCCUCGGAAACUGCAAAGGAAAACCACGGCGACGGUAUUCAUUGCACGACGAGGACAAAAAACAAAGCCAAAGCUUUUGUAAUAAACUUCGACGAGCCAAGAAGACGCGCCUCGAUACCACAGAGCGUGCUCCAACGGCGAGAGCUGGCAGCUCGGAACAAAGAGGAGGAAUGCCGCGUAAGUGAGUUCAGCGGAGACUCAGCUGGAACCGGGGGCACCGUUCAGAACGGACUCAAUGGCAGCCUCUCAGACAGUGCUAACUUUCUCAUACAAAAGAUGCUACAGAGCAACAACGAUGGACCCAACGUCGACGGCGACGAUGAAGAAAUCGAUGACGAGGCCGGCGAAGAGGACGGGGAUCAUCGCAGUGAGGCGGGUACUUAUACUGUAGAUGAUCCCCAGGCGCGAGAGGCCAGGACGAAAAUUGACCAGGUAUUUGGCGUGCAUAGGCAGCCAGUCCCCGGUGAAAUCGACGAGACCAAUAGUUUUAAGGACUAUCAAAAUCGCACAAGAACGUUCAGUAAAAUCAACAAACACAAUGUUCCAGUUACAAGAACUCAGCCGGUAGUCGCACCGCCCCGGCGGAACCGGACCACCUCUUCAACGACUUUCCUCGCCUCUUCGGUGCCGACUCCGUCAAAUCUAAUGACCGACUCAAUGAUGUCCUCUACGAUCAGUUCGGGGUCGUCUACUGGAGGUCUGCCCUCAAAACCAGCCGUUGUUCGAGCCAAAAUCACCACCACUAAAACCCCAGUCUCGUCAAACGCUUCAGGGUCAGCUAAGGUCCGUAGACCAAGUUCGGGCGUAUCUCGCCCACCAAGUGCGCGAUCUACGGCAUCGACAACAGCAAUUAGUUAUGCGCAGCGCGAGCCUGUUAAUGCUGGCGCUACAGGACGGGUUAUUAACGCGGAAAAAAGCGUAACAUCUAGCGGUCCUUCGACACUAAGAAGAGGCACUUACGGCGGGUCGGACUUUAGCCUCGAGUCUUCCAACUCCUCUGGGUCUCACCUAACCGGCGGGGACUCCAUGAAAAUGAAUCGAGCCUUUGCCCUGAGGAGAGCCCGGUUGGGCCUGCAGGAGCCCGUUGUCUCCCAGAAGGUACACCUUCUGACUGGAAGCAACCCGAACCUUUUCUCAAGGCAGGAUGGAGGCCGCUUCUCAAUGAGGUUACCUUCGGCCAAACAGCGCACUCGACCUGGGGCCGACCUGAAUCAUCAGAUUAUGUCGGAAUCGGUCUCGAAUGCAAAUGCGGCCGGAUUGCUUGACACGAGCAGGACAUCCCCUCGAAACUGCAGACGCAACGAAAGCGAUCCAUGCAAUAUCAACUUGUUAGGUCAAGAAUCAGAUGGGUCUCAGGAUAUGGCUAUGAUGUGUAUAAGGCCUGAGCACCGACUCCCGCAAGACGCCGAUGCUCUUAGCCAGUCGACACUUGAGCCAAACACACAGGGGCGAGAUGCUCCUUGUGAUAUUGCGGACAUGUGCCGUAGUGCAUCAUUUAACGCACAUCCUGACGCACGAGACAGAGAUAUUCGAACGGGGGCUGGGAGCCUCCUCCUGCGGAGAAAGGAGACCUUCCUCAAGCAGCAUAUUAGCCCCCAGCAUCAGCCCUUGGAAGAUCGUGCUACGUGCACGGCUCCCACAAGGUCCGGUCGCGGUGGGCGAACUGCGAGUCCAUCUCGGACGGCGUUUUCGCCGCAGCUGCAGAGGAGAGCACUGGGAUCACCUUUAUCGCCCCAAAUCGCCCGGAAGGUACUCCCCUCUCCGCAGGCGUCACCUUGCCGUCAGAAGCCGCCUACGGGAUUUACUGGACACCCAGCAUCCACAGCAAGUCUAAACAGUGGUGGCGACAAGGAACGUCAACAACCAGGUCUAUCAGCGUUAGACACGCUCGUCGUGCAGGCCAUUUCGCAACUUUCCGGAAAGCUCCGGUUUAGUGCGCGCGCUCUAGUGGAACGCGAAAGCCGGAGGUAUCCUGAAGGGAGCGAUGCCCUGCUAACAAUUCAGGAGCUGUUGUCCUCCACGCCAGCAUCGUCGACGGCUAAUGCAGGUGAUAUUUCCAAGGAACUAUCAGGAAUUUUAAGAAAUCUACGCAACAUCGAGCAGUCGCUGAGCCUGCUUUCAGCCUUAGAGCCUGGACCACCUAUUCCACCCGAGGUACCCGAACAAGACCCCGUGCCAGAGCCAAAGGAAUUGCCAGACGCUGAAAGCCUAGGAGAUACGGUGCCAAGGGGCUUUUUUACUGUCUCCUUCUAGGACUAGAGAUUUUCCUUUGUUUCAUCGGUGGAUGUGUCGCCGAGACAAAUCGUCCGCGAAACAUUUAUAUGGUGAUAGUAAAUCGACUAAGUUGUUUUUGUCGAAAAUAUGAAAAUGUAAGACUGUAGACGAAUACUACUAGGUCUAUCCAAAAUAAUUACUGAAAAACAAAACCAAAAUACAACUGUUACAGCUCUGACGUUGUUUUCGCGAUGCGAAAUACUAAUACGACCGAAUGUGCAGUGCAACCUGAGGGAUCAAACGUUAUAUAGGAUUGGGUGUUGAUGCACCUAGGAGAGACAGGUUAAGAAAAAGGUUAUUUGGUCCACAUUGCUGGCAGCUUUAUGCUCUUGGCCAACAGUAGUUUACUGCUGACCUGCAGUGAAUACUGACCGAAGCCUGCAUAUGAAGUUUGCUUUUGAAAAUGGCCUGACGUCAGUCGGGGCCCACCGUUGUCGGUAAGUCGUCCAAUAAUUUAAGUUUACGGAGGACGCUUAACCACUUACUGAAUCUUUGAUGCAUUCCUACUUGAUAGUAACAGGGCCAGUCGGCACUUCAGUAUCAAGCGGGAACAUUUUAUCUUUCCUAUAGGAAAUAUGUUAUAUUUAAUCACUGCUGUGUUUAUUUUAUUUCAGUAAUUUUAAUAUAUUGGUAUGAUUAUCCUAAUGGUGAUGAUGGUGAGGAUGAUUCCAUGUGGGUAUUUCCUUUUGCGUGAAGAAGCGAGACUCAUCGCACGUCGAGAGACGGUUUCUAUUUUCGCUUCUGCUGAAAUGGCGGCAGGUAUAUUGGACGUCAACGAAUCUCAAAACAUGGCGUGGGGAUACAGAAGCAUAUUAUAUAUAAAUAUAUAUUGUCGACGCAACGAAAAUGUAACAAAUAGUAGAAGUGCAAUGUAUAUCCAUCUCUUUUAUUGCUACUAAAUAUAUAACGAAUCUUAUGUGAAAAUAAGCUAAUUGUUUUGUAGAAGUAUAUAAAUACAGGUACAGCAUAAAUAACAGCACAGAAGAAAUCAGGCCACUUGAACCGUGACGGUAAACAACCCAUAAUCUAUAAUUAUGAGAGAACUGCAACGGAUGCUGUGUUUUACCGUGACCGAGUACGACCAGUCGCCGGAGUCUUAUAUUGCUUAUAUAUCCAAAUACUGAUACUUCGUCAAUAAAAAAUACUGCUGCUGCCUCUGUCGAUAUUAUAA
Molecule: messenger RNA, 5854 nt
Organism: Varroa destructor (honeybee mite)
Lineage: Eukaryota; Metazoa; Arthropoda; Arachnida; Mesostigmata; Varroidae
Molecular function (GO): protein binding
Source: RefSeq, a predicted model, not a curated record